Molecule: messenger RNA, 1195 nt
Organism: Cuscuta europaea
Lineage: Eukaryota; Viridiplantae; Streptophyta; Magnoliopsida; Solanales; Convolvulaceae
Source: the annotation of a GenBank genome assembly
GCCAACCUACUCAAAGAAGAGAGAUAAGGUCUGCAAAACUCCAUUGUUACCAUCCAUACACGCACCAAGAACAAGGGAGGAAGAAGGAAGGAAAAAGAGAAGAUAAAAGACGGGUUUUGAUGGAAAAAACUUGUGAUUAAUAAGGUAUUACAAGAACUUUCACGGAGUCGAAAGGGUCGCUGGAGUUGUCGCCGGAGUUCGUUGAAGUUCACCAGAGUUGUCGUCGGAGUUCGUUGAAAUUCGCCGGAGUUUCGCCAUAGCUCAAUAAGGGAGGCUAGAACUUCAUAAGCUUCGUUUAAGAAAAAGAAAUUGUUGUUGCAAUAGAAGCCGGAACUCUGAAGCUGAAGCUCCUGGAGAGGGGAAACUAUGGGCGCAGGUGUUGAAACUCCAGAAACUCUUACUUCUUCUUAUGUUUCGCCUUCUCAAUCUGAGAGUUGGAAGGAGCGGAUUCUCAUCCCUACUAUACUCGCAGGGAUCGCUGGAGGAGGAGCUGGAUUAUUUUCAAAACAUCGUAAAGUUCACGGCCUUGCUAAUAUUAGCGCUACUUAUGCUUCCAAUUUAGCCAUCGUUACGGGUUGUUAUUGUGGGGCUCGUGAGUUUGUAAGAGCAAGUAGAACUGGAAAACCUGAUGACUUGUUGAACUCAGCACUUGGAGGUGUUGGUAGUGGUGCUAUUUUAGGAAGGCUUCAAGGUGGAAAACAUGGUGCUAUUCGUUACUCUGUCAUAUUUGCUGUUGCGGGAACAUCUGUUGAUUUUGCCACUCUAAAAUUGAAACCCAUCUUGAGAAGAUUCUACAACUCUGCAAUUGACAGUAAAGACAGCUGGUUGAGGGUUCCGGAGUGGUCACCUAUAAAAGUACUUGAUGAAGAUGCCCUUGCGGUAAAACGCGCACGUGAACAAGAAAUCUACAAGAGAGUUCAUAGUAUUAGUAAUUUGAACAAAGAAAAAUCUUGAGACCAGACAUUUUUUGUUAUGUAUACUGUCCAGUGUGCACUUCGUAUUUUACUUGUGAGUUGGAUAACAUGAUAGAGUCGAUUCUUGCAUGGGCAAAUAAUGUAUUUGAUGAAAAGAAGACUUACCCUUAUAUAUCCUUGUGAUUAGACCCUUUGCAUCUUUGCGGGACCUUCCCAUUGCGGGAACGUGUAUGCGCUUCUUUGACUAAAGCAAAAUUGCUUACAACUAGGACUAAAGCAAU